Myodes glareolus (Bank vole) is the source of this 1331-nucleotide messenger RNA. The record is from RefSeq and is a predicted model, not a curated record. NCBI's taxonomy places the organism in Eukaryota, Metazoa, Chordata, Mammalia, Rodentia, Cricetidae.
AUGGGAUUUCUCUCCACUAUGGAGUAUGUGGCAGCCCCAAGCCCCAGGCCAGGUGUCCCACUUCAAGUCACAGAGAAUGUUGUUCCAGGAACUGAGGAUUGGCUACCAAGAGUUUCUGGACAGCCCACCUGGGCUACAGGCCUGGAGGGAGAGUAUCAGACAGAUCCAGAGCCCAGUGAGAAGCAGCGGUUGCAGAUUUCCAAGGAGCUAGUUGACCUUCAGAUUGCAACCCACCGCCUUCGUGAACAGCAUGAAGCUGAAGUCUUCGAGCUGAAGAGGGAAGUUCUUAGACUGGAAAGUCGGGUGCUAGAGCUAGAACUGCAUGGAAAUGGUGACUGCCGGGGACAUGGAGUCCAACCAGCAGCCAAUCCGGGGCAACACAAGGUGCCACCACCAGAGCCAGCUUUUGUUCACCAGCAGAAGCUGCAGGGAGAAUUGAACUGGGUCCUGGAGCAUCACAGAGUCAGACAGCAGGCACUGGAGACACGAGUGGCAGUCCUAGGCCGGCAGUUGCAGAGAGCCCAAGAGGAAGCCAGGGCAGCCGGUCAGCGGCUGGCUGCCCAAGCAAUGGUGCUGUCGACCUGUCAGGAUCAGCUCCGGCAGGCUGAAGCUGAGAAUGCUCAGCUACAAUUGCAGCUGAAGAAGUUGAAUGAGGAGUAUGCUGUCCGGCUGCAGCGCUAUGCCAAAGAGACAGUGGAGACUGCCAACAGUACAGAUCAGGCAGCCCUUCAGACGUUCCUGGAGGCCACUCUGCAGGACAUUCGGGCCGCACACCGGAGCCGAGAACAACAGCUGGCCCAAGCGGCCCGGACCUACCGCAAGCGCCUGGUGGAUCUGAGCCGGAGGCAGGAGCUGCUGCUAUCUACCUGCAGGUCUACUUUUGCAACAGCCAUCGACCUGGAGCCAUUAUCCAUGCAUUGGGCCACUGAACUCAGCCACCAAAGGGAGGAUGAGUAUGGCCGAUAUAGGACACUGCUACUGUGCCCUGAGAAAGGAUCUGGUGCAACUUCCAAGGAAGGCAGGUCACAGCCACUGGCCCGCGAUACUACAUCCUGGUCCCAAAUCCAGCAGAAGUUGCGGGACUUCUCCCAGGAUACCCAGGUAGAGCUUGAACGAGAGCGGGCACAGCUGAUGGUCCGGGCCACCAUGGCGGAACAGCAGCUUUCUGAGCUACAGGAGUAUGUGGACCAGCACUUGGGCAGGUACAAGCAGGAAAUCCAGAGACUGAGGAAGCUGGUGAAGACAGGAGAUCCCCAGGGAGUAGAAGCUAUACCUUCCUCUAGGCCCCGGCGCCCAAGGACCCGGAGUCACUAGCUAGCUAGUCUCCCAGA